AUGAGUGACAGUUUUCUUAUUUUGCCGGGCCCAAGCGCCUUGUCUCGCUUCAGAGUCAGCACCUUGGUCCAGGAGCUUGAAAAAAAAUUGGGCCACGCUGGUGUCAUCUCCGAUGUGAGUUCCGCCUACACCCACUAUGUGUCGUUGAAAAAAGACUUGACCGCUGCGCAAUUGAAGUUGGUGGAGAUUUUGUUGACAUAUGAUUCUCCAGUCGAUGUGACUGUGGAGUCGAACAAAUUGUUGCAACAGUUGGCUGUCGUUUCGGGCGACGCCGUUGACACCGCUGAGUUUGCGCCUUUGGAAGAGAAAAACGCCGUCUUGGUGCGUGUUUUGCCCAGAGCAGGCACCAUCUCUCCUUGGUCUUCUAAAGCCACAGAUAUUUCUAAUAUCUGUGGUUUGGGCGACUUUGUCGAGCGUAUCGAGCGUGGAAUGUCUUUGUUGAUCACUGCGAAGCCUGGAUUUCCAUUGCUUCAGCACUUGCGUGAGCUGAAGGGCGAAUUGUUGACUUCAGUCUUCGAUCGCAUGACCCAGACUUUGUUCUUUAAUGAAGAUGCUCCUCACCACGAUGAUUUGUUUGCCCACCAUUCGCCCAAACCUUUGGUUGAAGUGGACAUCUCGGGAGACAAGUUGGUGCAAGCUAACAAAGACUUGGGAUUGGCAUUGGACCAAGGUGAAAUCGAUUACUUAAUCCAUGCUUUCAACACAGUUAUUGGAAGGAAACCAACUGACGUUGAACUUUUCAUGUUUGCCCAGGUCAACUCCGAACACUGUCGUCACAAAAUCUUCAAUGCGGAUUGGACCAUUGACGGUGUAAAGAAGGACAUGUCUUUGUUCCAAAUGAUUCGUAACACUCACAAGAAAAAUCCACAAUAUACCGUUUCCGCAUACUCUGAUAAUGCUGCGGUUUUCGAGGGUCCUUUGGGUUACGUCUUCACCCCAGAUUUCAAGACAAAGGAAUGGAAAUCUAUCCGCGAGAAUGUGUUCACCUUGGUGAAAGUCGAAACCCACAAUCACCCUACUGCUGUUUCUCCUUUCCCGGGUGCUGCCACAGGUUCUGGUGGUGAAAUUAGAGAUGAGGGUGCUGUUGGUCGUGGAUCUAAGUCCAAGGCUGGCUUGUCUGGAUUCUCUGUUUCUGACUUGAACAUUCCUACAUUACCCCAACCAUGGGAAAGAGACGUAGGAAAACCUGACCACAUUGCUUCUGCUUUAGAUAUUAUGAUUGAGGCUCCAAUCGGCUCUGCUGCGUUUAACAACGAGUUCGGUAGACCUGCUAUCAAUGGUUAUUUCCGGACUUUGACCACUGAGGUCAAAAACCACAAUGGCGAUCCAGAGUUGAGAGGCUUCCAUAAACCAAUCAUGUUGGCAGGUGGUAUGGGUGCUAUUCGUCCAGAUUUGGCAUUGAAAAACACAAAGAUCACUCCUGGAGCUCACCUUAUUGUUCUCGGUGGCCAAUGUAUGUUAAUUGGUUUGGGCGGAGGUGCUGCAUCUUCUGUUUCUUCUGGUGAGGGUUCGGCCGACUUGGACUUUGCAUCCGUUCAACGUGGAAACCCAGAAAUCCAAAGAAGAGCGCAACAGGUUAUCGACGCUUGUGUUUCGCUUGGCGCAAAGGGAAACCCAAUCCAAUCCAUUCAUGAUGUUGGAGCUGGUGGAUUGUCUAACGCUUUGCCUGAGUUGGUCCAUGACAACGACUUGGGUGCCCAAUUCGAGUUGCGUCUGAUCUUGUCCUUGGAACCUGGAAUGUCUCCUAUGGAGAUCUGGUGUAACGAAUCUCAAGAAAGAUACGUUUUGGGAGUGGCUCCAGAAAACCUCGAGUUGUUCAAGGGUAUUUGUGAAAGAGAAAGAGCUCCUUUUGCCGUCGUCGGAACAGCCACAGAAGAACAACGCUUGGUUUUGCACGACUCGCUUUUGAAGACCACUCCAAUUGACUUGGACAUGUCUGUUUUGUUCGGAAAGCCACCCAAGAUGGCCAGAACUGCCCUCACGCAAAACUUGCGCUUGGAGCCAUUCUCUACUGCAAACUUGGACUUCAGCCAAGCCGUUGAACGUGUCUUGCAGCUCCCAGCUGUGGGCUCCAAGAACUUCUUGAUCACCAUUGGUGACCGUUUUGUCACCGGUUUGGUUGAUCGUGACCAAAUGGUUGGACCAUGGCAAGUCCCUGUUGCCGAUGUUGGUGUGACAGCAACUUCGCUCGGUGAAACCGUUGUCACCACAGGAGAAGCCAUGGCUAUGGGUGAAAAACCGACUUUGGCCUUGAUUUCCGCAUCGGCAUCAGCAAAGAUGUGUGUGGCUGAAUCGUUGCUCAAUGUUUUUGCUGCCCAUAUCCCAGCCAUUGACACAGUGAAGUUGUCUGCUAACUGGAUGUCCGCUGCUCUGCAUGAUGGAGAGGGUGCCAAGUUGUACGAAGCUGUGCAAGCAGUGGGCUUGGACUUGUGUCCAGAUUUGGGUGUAGCAAUUCCUGUCGGAAAGGACUCCAUGUCCAUGAAGAUGAAGUGGGACAACAAAGAAGUUGCUGCACCUUUGUCUUUGUGUGUGACGGCGUUUGCCCCUGUUGUGAAUACUUCUCACACCUGGACUCCUCAACUUAAAUUUGUUGGCGAAGACACAGUGUUGGUGUUGGUGGAUUUGGCAUCUGAUGUUUCCAAAGCAUUGGGUGGCUCUGCAUUGGCCCAAGUUUACCAGCAAGUUGGCGAUUCCGCUCCAACAGUACGUUCGCAUGCACUUUUCAAGGGUUUCUUGAAUGCCUUGAUUGCUUUGCACAAAGACUUGGAUGUCUUGGCUUAUCACGACCGUUCUGAAGGUGGUUUGUUCACCACCGUUGUUGAAAUGGCUUUUGCUGGCCGUUGCGGACUUGAUUUGAACGUUUCGAGCAAAGAAGAUGCGUUGACUUCUUUGUUCAACGAGGAGCUUGGUGCUGUUUUCCAGAUUCGCUCAUCUGACCUUGAGAAGUUUUCGGAAAUUUUGGCUUCUCAUGGCUUGGACGAGAAAUACAUUUCCGUCAUUGGUAAGCCACAAAAGGCUCAAACAGUCUCCGUGAAGGUUAAUGGAGAGGUUGUGUAUGAAAACACCAGAGCGGAGUUGCAAAAGUUGUGGAGCAACACAUCUUAUCACCUCCAGAAAUUGAGAGACAAUCCCGAAACCAGUGAACAGGAAUACGCUUCUAUUUCUGACGACAACGACCCUGGUUUGUCUUAUCAAUUGACCUUUGACCCAAAAAGCAUUGGUGUUCCAGCUGGUUCCAAAAAGCCUAAGGUGGCCAUUUUGAGAGAGCAAGGUGUCAAUUCUCAACAAGAAAUGGCAUGGUCAUUCCAACAGGCCGGUUUCGAAGUUUACGAUGUGCACAUGUCUGACAUUUUGAGCGGAAGAGUCACUUUGGACCAAUUUACCGGUAUUGCGGCGUGCGGAGGCUUUUCUUACGGUGAUGUUUUGGGCGCCGGUGCUGGCUGGGCCAAAUCUGUUUUGUUCAACGACGUGGCCAGAAACGAGUUCAAAAAGUUCUUCCAGGACAGAAACGACACUUUCGCAAUUGGUGCAUGCAAUGGUUGUCAGUUUUUGAGUCGUAUCGCGGAGUUGAUUCCAGGUACGGAACAUUGGCCAACAUUCGAGAGAAACUUGAGUGAGCAGUACGAGGCUAGAUACGUCAUGGUUGAGGUUGACCAGAACAAUAACUCGAUCUUUUUGCAAAAGUUGAAGGGUUCUAAACUUCCAAUUGUCGUUGCUCAUGGAGAAGGUAGAGCAUCUUUCAAGGACGGGGCCACUCAAGAGUCUUUCCAAGCAGACAAGCAGUCGGUUAUCAGAUACAUUGACAACUACGGUCAGACGGCCAAGACUUACCCAUUCAAUCCAAAUGGUUCUCCUGAUGGCAUUGCGGGUAUUUCUAACGCUAGUGGACGUGUUUUGGCUAUGAUGCCUCACCCAGAGAGAACUACCCGUUUGGAGUCCAACUCGUGGUACCCUGCAGAAAAGUAUGCCGAGUGGGAAGGCUAUGGGCCAUGGAUCGGCUUGUUCAGAUCGGCAAGAGAAUGGGUCGGGGACAACUUUUAA
Molecule: messenger RNA, 4041 nt
Organism: Clavispora lusitaniae ATCC 42720
Lineage: Eukaryota; Fungi; Ascomycota; Pichiomycetes; Serinales; Metschnikowiaceae
Gene: ADE6
Product: phosphoribosylformylglycinamidine synthase
Biological process (GO): 'de novo' IMP biosynthetic process
Molecular function (GO): phosphoribosylformylglycinamidine synthase activity
Source: RefSeq, a predicted model, not a curated record